Molecule: messenger RNA, 283 nt
Organism: Staurois parvus
Lineage: Eukaryota; Metazoa; Chordata; Amphibia; Anura; Ranidae
Source: the annotation of a GenBank genome assembly
UAGUGAAUGCAGGGUCUGGGGAGACCGGAUAUAGUGAAUGCAGGGUCCGGGGAGACCGGAUAUAGUGAAUGCAGGGUCCUGGAGAGCGGAUAUAGUGAAUGCAGGGUCCUGGGAGAGCGGAUAUAGUGAAUGCAGGGCCCGGGGAGAGCGGAUACAGUGAAUGCAGGUGCUUUUUUUCUGACACUGGAUGUCCUCAGUCUGAUGGCUAGAAGCAUCCAAACCACUUCCUCUGAGCUCAGGUCAUCAUGGACCCAUCCCCAGCCUGUGACUGGACAGUGAAUGA